AAGAGACUGCUGAGUGAAAUCAGGCACCAGACAAGGCCCUCAAGUGGGGCCCGAAUCGGAAACGAUGACUUAGGAGUCGGGAGUGACAGGAAGGAGAGCAUGUGAGGAGGAGAUGAGUGUUUACUGGCUAUCAUAGGUCUAGAUAAAGGGGAAUAUAGAAAAGAGGAUGAAAUGGACAUAUACUGUUGGAGACCUAUAUUUCAUCCGGAACCUAAUGCGAUAUUAGUAGUAUUACUGUAAAUGAACACACUAAUGACACACGGUUUACGCUCUUACACUAUCAUAAUGCUUAGCAAAGAAAUACAAUAGUCUGUAUGUAUUCGAUUGGUCAAAUCAUCACUCAACAAACACAUAAAUUGAAUGAGUAAACACGCCUGAGAUAAACAACCAUCAUAAUUCAAAAUGCAAUUAAUCCAAUGGUUCAUUUUAACUAUCAUUUCCUUGGUGAGCAUUAAGGCAGAUGGUAAUAAAGAUUGGACUCUGGAAGACGCUGAACUACUAGCUUUACACAACGCAUAUCGACAAAGACUAAGGUAUGGAAGAUUACUGGGCCAACCACGUGCAAUGGAAAUGCCGGACCUCAGAUGGUCCUUCGAAUUGGCUAAUAUUUCCAAGAGUUGGGCGUCAACAUGUCAAUCCUAUCCUAGCAACAUAACAAUGAGAGGUAGGACACUUUGGACUUAUGUCGGUCAGAAUGUCGCUGUUUCUACGAAUGUGAGAGAUGCUGUGGCCUCCUGGUUUAACGAAUAUUCAAACUAUGAUUUCCAACAAAACAAGUGUAACGAGAAUAAAAAAUGCGCAAAUUACAAACAGGUGGUAUUUUCACAAACACUGCAGGUUGGAUGUGCGCAUAAGAAAUGCGAUAACUUCAAAGCACCUUAUAACAUUGUUGUCGUGUGUACUUAUGGACCAGGUGAGUAAGGCGCCGUAUAUUCCCAUCAGUAUCAUCUAAUCUCACAUGUCAUCUUAUUUCGGUAGCUUAUUCACUUUCCAUGAAAACAGUGCAUCAGUUAGUGUGUCCCUUGUGAAGCAUAUGGAAGAUGUGUUGAAUGCUCUACUGUUUGCAUAAAACCAAUACAAUUCAAUUGACAAUUAUGCAUUCCAUUGUGUCACUUUGAUCACUUGAAAUGCGUCUGUGCUGAAAUGCUUUCGAAAUCAGUAAAUUGAAUGACCCACACAAAUACGAAAAUCACAUGAAAGGAAGAACUGGCACAGUUUAUAAAGUGGCAUACAAUGACUAUCAACCACAAUGAUCUGUCGUUGACAAUCAGCCUAUCAUAGAGGAAGACUGCGCUUUGCGUAAUAUGGUGACUUUUAUAGAAAUGAACGACUCAAAUGAAACUGAUUACUAAUCAUGGACUUAAUUCAAACAAAAACCUCACUAUUUCGGUGAAGAAUAAAUUGAUGCAGUCAAGUAACUGGGAAUUUAAAAAAAGUAUACAGGACCAGUAGUGAUUUGUCAUUGGAAAAAGGUGAAAGAGACUGGUAAAUACUUCUCACGAAGACCUUACACAGCUUCCAGUGAACAGCGGGAUCAAGUGAAUUUGUUUUAUGAAUACUGAUGUAUUUUAAACAUGGAUGGAAUUUCUUUCGAAAUAAAGGGAACUUGUUUCAUAUUGUAAAUUUCAAAUAAAUAAUUUCAUUCCAA
This is a messenger RNA of Trichobilharzia regenti, 1648 nucleotides long. The record is from the annotation of a GenBank genome assembly. Lineage: Eukaryota; Metazoa; Platyhelminthes; Trematoda; Strigeidida; Schistosomatidae.